This is a messenger RNA of Falco peregrinus (peregrine falcon), 1103 nucleotides long. RefSeq names its product mitochondrial ribosomal protein S33 (gene MRPS33). NCBI's taxonomy places the organism in Eukaryota, Metazoa, Chordata, Aves, Falconiformes, Falconidae. The record is from RefSeq and is a predicted model, not a curated record. Bases 102 to 422 code for a protein of 106 amino acids. The transcript has 3 exons. Gene Ontology annotation, cellular component: mitochondrion.
CCGUCCUCUAGCCGUGCCGUGCCGUGCCGUGCCGUGCCGCGCCGCGAGCUCCGGCCGCGGGAAGGUGUGUCUGUCUAUGUGUGCCCACUAUUCCUUUGGAAAUGUCCAAUGUUUCUAAUUACGCCCUUCGAAUGGCCCGGCUGAGUUCUCAGAUAUUUGGAGAAGUUGUCAGGCCAACUGACUCAAAAUCUAUGAAAGUAGUGAAGUUAUUCAGUGAGCAGCCUUUGGCCAAGCGGAAGGAGGUCUACAGCUGGUACCCUCCUCACAACACCUACUAUGCCCUCAUGAAGAAACUCCGUUACUUUGGUCUCUACAGGGAUGAGCAUCAAGACUUUAAGGAGGAGAUGAGGCGAUUGAAAAAGCUCCGUGGGAAGGAAAAACCGAAGAAGGGAGAAGGAAAGAGAGCUCUCAAGAAGAAAUAGUACUACUUGGACAGUAGAAUGAACUACUCUGGAAAAGCUGGGGAACAGCUGUAACCCAGGGUUUCUGUUCCCAGCUAGAGAGGACUUGGCACAUGAGCUGCAUGUGGAGCACAAGAAACACACUGUGAAUACUGGAGUCCACCUUGGGAGCGCACUCGGGUGUUUGGCCUUAUUGUCUUGGAUUUUUUGUCGUAGCAUGUUUGUCAGAGCCCUCUCUUAUCCAAGCAGUAAAAACAAUAGUAAAAGAAAAAAAAGUGCUCAUUGGUUUUUUUUGCAAACACCUGUAGCUGUUUCAGUUCUUCUGGAUCUGGAAAAUUGUUUGCUCUUCAUUGUCUGUUUUACUUUCCUGGAUUAAUAUCAAUGCUGUUUUGCUUGUGGCCACGGUAAAAAGGUUUCCUGCUUCUACUGCUGCUUGUCAUCCUGUGUAUUGUAGUGAGUUUAACUUCAGGUAGCUUUAGUGUUGGGGUUUUUUAAAGUUAGAACCCAUUGUUCUGCAUUUUGCACUGGACAAUACUUCAUGGUCCAUUGUGUCCCCACAACAGUCUCAUUGUACCCUGAAUAUUUAGAUACUGCAACAGAAGAGGCUGAAAUAUGAAGGCUCAAAUUGUUUUCCAGGUUGAGACCCCCUACUAAUUAAAAUACAGUAUUUAAAUGUACUGUAAUAAAAGGAUUGUGAAUUUA